Messenger RNA from Oryza brachyantha (malo sina), 1967 nucleotides. RefSeq lists its product as uncharacterized. The record is from RefSeq and is a predicted model, not a curated record. The transcript has 5 exons. NCBI's taxonomy places the organism in Eukaryota, Viridiplantae, Streptophyta, Magnoliopsida, Poales, Poaceae. Gene Ontology annotation, cellular component: cytoplasm. Gene Ontology annotation, molecular function: deoxynucleoside kinase activity. Bases 60 to 1613 code for a protein of 517 amino acids.
CCCCGCCCACUCCACCUCCAAACCCUAGAUGACCCCCGCCUCCGCCGCCGCCGCCGUAGAUGCACAGGCUCCCCCUCCUCCUCCUCCCGGCCACCAUCAUUGACGCGCCGCUGCUCCUCGUCCCCUCCUCCUCCUCCUCCAUGGUCUCCAUCCCGGCGCUCCGCCUCGGCUCCCCCGCGCUCCUCGCCACGCGCCGCCCGCCCCGGUGGCUCCGCUGCGGCGGGGGAGCGGCGCAGCGGGGGAUGGCGUUCUCCGUGGAGGCCGCGAGGCGUAGGUUGGAGGGGGAUAGCGAGGAUGAGGAGGGGGAGGAGGAUAAGCGGAGGGGCCGGGCGGCGGAGAGGAGGCUCAGGGCCGGCGGGAGCGCCGCCGCCGCAGCAGUGGCGGCGGUGGGGAGCGGGGAGCUGCUCUCCAUUCCCGGGGUUGGGCCACGCAACCAGAGGAAGCUCGUGGACAACGGAUUCGAGGGCGUCGCGCAGCUUAAGCAGCUCUAUCGGGAUAAGUUCUUUGGCAAGUAUAGCGAGAAGAUGGUUGAGUUUUUACAGAGCUCGGUUGGCAUCAUUCAUAAGAACCAUGCUGAAAGUAUAACUUCUUUUAUUAAAGAAAGCGUUGACGAGGAGCUGAAGGAUUCAGACUCAUCUAAGCAGAAAAAGAGGCUCACCUUUUGCGUGGAAGGGAAUAUUAGUGUUGGGAAGUCUACCUUUCUCCAAAGAAUAGCUAAUGAGACCAUUGAACUGCGUGAUCUUGUAGAAAUAGUGCCUGAACCUGUUGCUAAGUGGCAGGAUGUUGGCCCUGACCAUUUCAAUAUAUUGGAUGCUUUCUAUGCUGAGCCACAUAGGUAUGCCUAUACUUUCCAAAAUUAUGUGUUUGUGACAAGGGUCAUGCAAGAAAGGGAAUCGUCAGGUGGAAUCAAACCUCUCAGACUAAUGGAAAGAAGUGUUUUCAGUGAUAGGAUGGUAUUUGUUCGUGCUGUUCAUGAAGCUAACUGGAUGAAUGAGAUGGAGAUCAGCAUUUAUGACUCGUGGUUUGAUCCUGUUGUGUCAUCACUCCCAGGUCUUAUCCCUGAUGGAUUUAUCUAUCUAAGAGCUAGCCCAGAUACUUGCCACAAAAGAAUGAUGCUCCGGAAAAGAGCAGAGGAAGGUGGUGUUACUCUUGACUAUUUGCAAGGUUUGCAUGAGAAACAUGAGAGUUGGUUGCUUCCUUCGAAAGGAGGAGGUAAUGGUCUAUUAUCUGUCAGUCAGCUCCCUAUGCAUAUGGAAGGUUCCUUGCCUCCAGCGAUUCGGGAUCGUGUCUUUUACUUGGAAGGAGAUCACAUGCAUUCGAGCAUCCAGAAGGUCCCUGCUCUGGUCUUGGAUUGUGAACCUGACAUUGAUUUCAACAAAGAUAUAGAAGCUAAACGGCAAUACGCUCAGCAAGUUGCAGAAUUCUUUGAAUUUGUGAAGAAAAAGAAGGAAGCUCCAUCUGAACAAACAAGCACUGGCAAGAACCGUACUAAUCCACAGAUUAUGCUUCCUCCCAAAGGUGGAUUGUGGGUUCCUGAUGGAAGAAGCCCUUUCUCAGGAUCUGCUAUGAAUCUGGACUUCAGAAGAGCCAUGUCAUCCUAUCUCUCAACAUAGGAUUUCAGCUCCAAAAUGAAAUUAGGAUCUCACAAACGCACGCCUACUGACCUUGUAAAUGCCCUAUGCGUUGAGUUAAAACCUAGGUAUGCUAGCCACUGAUGUAAAAUAGUCUCCUCCGCAUCUCCAUUUUGUAAAUGAUCGUCUUUCGGGGGUUUUCAUGUUUUGUAGUAGCGUCAGCUUCCGUCUAUGUGAGUUCUGGUGAGGACCAGUAUUUGUAUCGUUUUGUUGGUUGCUGACUAGAUUCUGUUGAGAUGGUCCGGAACUCUUGACAUCUGAGAAUAUUCUCCAGUACUUGUUUUACUGCUUCAUCAAGGUUGCCAUGAUGAUCAUGCGUUUUUUUUCAUGCGGAUC